UUUGUGUUAGCAACAUGCACAUGCUGUGUUUGACGUCAUUUAUACAGCUGACCUUACCGCAGUCUGGAUGUGUUGUAAACGAUAAGCAAGUCUGCGGACACGUCGCCGUUUAGUUUAAAUCAGUAACUUCAGGUAUCAUAUUCUAUUGGACCUGUACACCUGUUUGGAAAUACUGAAGAAUUGAGCGCUCUGACGGUAGGGAGGGUAUAAGAGUCUGUCGGAGGUAGUUUAGUGAAGGAGAGAUGGAGAACGGAGGGGUGAAGUCGUUGGCGCCGGGGGCCAGCGAGGACAGCGUGGAGUUUAGGCUGCUUAUGGCAUAUGCGCAGAGGAGACGGCCGCAGCCCACCAACGGAGACGCCACGCCCCCGCCAGCCAAGCCCCCGGCAGAGAAGAAAAAGAAGAAGAAGACUAUCAAGCUGAAGAAACUGUUCCUGGGGUGCAUACACCCUCAGAAGGAGGACUCUGAGACCAGCACAGACCCUGAUGCCCUGGGUGAUGGGGAGGCCCUGGGCAUCCUGGCAGACAGGCUCAGUAAGAUUGUGGAGUCAGUGGACCUGGGGCCUGGAGACAUUGAGACGGAUGCACCUGCUGAUGAUAUUCAAGCAAUUGUAGAUUUACUGCGCGAGUCUGGCGACAAACUCAAUGAAGAGUUUGAGAGGAAUCCGUCCCUGGCCCAGCGCUUCCGCAAAGACUUCACCUACGGCCUUUUUAAGGAGAUCACCACCCUGUUCCUGCAGAGCGUGCCGCUGUCUGAGAAUCACAGCACCAAGAGCCCACAGGAGGGCAAUAUUGCGCUCACCUGUGAGGUCGCCAGGAGGCUGACUGCUGUAGACGCCCACCCAAUGAACAUGGUGAUGGGCUUUGGAGCCAAAUACCUGCAGGAGCAUUUCUCCACCUGGGUCCAGCAGCGCGGCGGAUGGGAGAAAGCAUUGGCCAGUGGAGAAGAAGAUGAGGAUCCAUGAGACAGAGGGAUUAUGGUCUCCUGCAUCUCCAACCUGGUGCCGUGAACCAAAAUCCUGAUUAUUGGGACAGGAAAUUAUUCUCAGGUUGUAGUUUUUAGCAAAACAGGUGUUAGUGCUAUGAACAUUUCACCAAAUGACUCUGAUGAGAGCAAAUCUUGAGCAGGCACCAGCGAGUUUGAGGGGGGUCACAACCUGAGCCACGGACGUCAUUUACAUAUUAACUACUGUGUUCUGCAAAAUGGCUAAAGUUUUAAAUGGUCAAAGUUACAUGUCAGCGAGCUAGUUUGAUUCAACGAAGGAUACAAACAGUACCCUGGAGCCCAAUAAGUUGUGAAUGCAUAGUAGAAGCUGCCUCUGCCUUGACGCAAACAUAGGAAAAGUGUCUUUCAUCUGAGUUGUUGUUGCUUCAUUUAAUCCAAAAUAUCUUUGUCUUAAAAUUGUGUGUGUUGAUCACAACUCACAGGGUUUUCCAUUUUAUUUUUUGUGUUUCAUAGGCCCAUAGGCCAGUCAAAUUUUCAAAUAGGUGUAGCCCCCCCCCCCCC
Megalops cyprinoides (Indo-Pacific tarpon) is the source of this 1504-nucleotide messenger RNA. RefSeq names its product apoptosis facilitator Bcl-2-like protein 14. The transcript has 6 exons. Bases 243 to 962 code for a protein of 239 amino acids. Gene Ontology annotation, biological process: regulation of apoptotic process. The record is from RefSeq and is a predicted model, not a curated record. Lineage: Eukaryota; Metazoa; Chordata; Actinopteri; Elopiformes; Megalopidae.